UUGAGUCGCGUUGAGUCUCGUUUCGGGUUCGGACUCGAUUUAGAUUCGCGUUGCUUCGCAUUCGGUUUGUUAUUUUUUGGCAUUUUGUUCGAUUUUUCGUGCCGACAUCUAAUAAAAAAGCUGUACACCGCGUACGUACAUGUGCGGAGAGCGCUCCCGUUGAGAACUUGUGAGGCAGCCAUCAAAAAUAACUAAAAAUGUAGUCGGCCAGUGACACAAACCGAAAUAAAACGCAAAAGUGCACCGAAAACAAUCGCCAGGCGGGCAAAGUGUUGAAUAAACAACGCAUAAAUUACCUGGGUGCCCCCCAACGCGGCGUAUACGCAACGUCGCCCCUAAAGGAAAGAGGAAGCUGCCGGAGGAGGCUUAAAAGUGAUGAAUAACAUAACCGCCUAAUGAAAAUUGGACAUGUCCUUUGGAGUAAUGGGAAAUGACUCUUGGCUGAAUUAGUAGCAGUUUCGCGAUCGUCUGCAGUUUGCUUUUUGCAACAUUGCAACUGCAUCUACGUAUCUGUGUGUAUCUGCCACGCCACUGCACUGGUAGAGGUAUCUUUGCGAUUUUCGGGUCGACUCGGGGGUGUCUGUGUGAGCACGUGCAUCUGUGUGCGCUGCGAGCUGCGCCUGUGUUAGCGGGCCGUUGCAAUUGCAAUUUUUCGCCCGUACUUCCUCCAGCUCCCUCGUUCCGAGCUUCGACAAGUCGUGCCAUUGCCUGCCGCAAUCAGCAUUUUGAGGUGAACAACAUGAAAUCGCAUCAAUUAAAUCAUCUUUGAAACCCAUUUUAAACCAACAAAGAAAAAGGAUAAAAUUUAAUUUUAAAUUAAAAAGAAAACUUAACGAGUUCCGGGCAAACGAAACUACAAAAAACAAGUUUAUAAACCAAAAUAAAUAAAUGAGACACUUAAGAAGAAAGGAAUUUAAAAUUUGAUCAACAUGAAGAGAAACAAAUAACCAGCAGAAACCACAGCGGCCAUACGCGCAGCACAGUUACGAAAGUCAAGAGAACCCGCAAAAAUGUGCAUCAGAAGUCAAUAAAGCAGGGACUUCGAACUAAUCGAAAGCGACGUAAGAGCCACAGGCAAAAUCAAGUGCUACCCCAACAAAGAAACAGCCAGUACCUACAAGGACCCAAUUGAGCAGAGGAUCAGCAGCAAUGGCCAUAAACUUUUCGGCUUCCUUUGCAGCCUGCAUAGCAGCCGGACUGAAGGUGCCUCGCCAGAUCAUGUACUGCAUAACCCAGGACACGGGCCAGCCGUACGUGCUCUACAAGGACUCGCAGGACGCAGAGCGCAACCCCGGUGCCAUAGGCGCCAGUCCCGCCCAGUGGGGCAGCGACAUGUACCCCAACAUCCAGCAGCAGGCCCAGCAACACCUCACCGCCCAGCAGCAGCAGCAGCAACAGCAGCAGCAGAACGCGGCGCAAGCAGCUGCCCAGGCGGCAGCCGUGGCUGCGGCAGCGGGACAACCGCAGAGUCCUCCUGGCGGCGGACAGGAGACCCGGGACAACGGCAGCGGCGACGGGCGUCAGCAGCAGGUGUCGCCCUCCUCGAGUCCGUAUCCCGUGCAGCAACAGCAGCAGCAGCAGCAGAGGGCGAACGGGGCAGGCGACGAGGACCCCAUGAAUCAGCUCACCAACCAGCAGAACUCCGCGCCCAACCAAAACCAAAGCAGCAAUGACCCCCAGCAUUCGGGCUCCAAUGCGGGCGAGCCGGGCAACCCCCACGUUCAGCAGAACGGUGGACCCCAAAGCGAUCCGGGCAACGGGUUCCAGACUCCGGACUACUACGCCCCCCGCCACGCGGCACCGCAAGGAGGGAUGCUAGCACCGCCUGGUUUCCCGCCGCUCCACUAUCUCAACAAGGGCGUCCUGCCCAUGGAGCAGUCCGGCGGAGGAGGUGGGGGUGGCGGCGGUGGGGAAGCUUACGCGCUGCCCGAACUGCUGCCCGCCCAGCAGAACGGCCAGCAGAAUACCGGACCAGCGAACGCCAAUGCCAAUGAAGGCGGUGCGGGAGCCAACGGCGGCGGAGGAGUGGGCGGGGCGACGGGAGCGGGCGUAGGCGUGGGUUCUGUGGGCGUGACGAGCAGCGGGAGGACGGGCAACGGCCCAGGACGCCCGCACAAGAACAAGCCACACAGCGACCUGCGGCUGUUUAAGUGCCUAACCUGCGGCAAGGACUUCAAGCAGAAGAGCACGUUGCUGCAGCACGACCGCAUCCACACGGACGCGCGUCCCUUCCCGUGCUCCGAGUGUGGCAAGCGCUUCCGCCAGCAGUCGCACCUCACCCAGCACUUGCGCAUCCACGCCAACGAAAAGCCCUUCACCUGCCCGUACUGCUCGCGCAGCUUCCGGCAGCGCGCCAUUCUCAACCAGCACAUACGCAUCCAUUCGGGUGAGAAGCCCUUCGCCUGCCCCGAGUGCGGCAAGCACUUUCGCCAGAAGGCCAUCCUCAAUCAGCAUGUGCGCACCCACCAAGACGUCUCGCCACAUCUCAUCUUCAAGAACGGGCCGCACCCGACCCUGUGGCCCUCGGACGUGCCCUUUCCCGGCGAGGACAACGACACCAAGGGGGACAUUGCCGGCACGGGCGGCGGCUACCACGACGAGGACUCCCAGGGAACGCCGGACGGCAGCGGCGGAAUGCACUACCCGUCCUACUUUAAAGACGGCAAGGACCCUCGCACAGGCCAAAAGAUACUGCCCGAGGUCCUGCAGCACAUCGGCGUGAGGCCGGCAAACAUGCCGCUCUACGUGAGAUGCCCCAUCUGCGACAAGGAGUUCAAGCAAAAGACCACCCUGCUGCAGCACGGCUGCAUCCACAUCGAGUCGCGACCGUAUCCCUGCCCUGAGUGCGGCAAGCGCUUCCGCCAACAGUCGCACCUCACGCAGCACCUGCGCAUUCACACCAACGAGAAGCCCUUCGGCUGCAUGUACUGUCCGCGCUUCUUCCGCCAGCGGACCAUCCUCAACCAGCACUUGCGCAUCCACACCGGCGAGAAGCCAUACAAAUGCGGCCAGUGUGGCAAGGACUUCCGGCAGAAGGCCAUCCUGGACCAGCAUACGCGCACCCACCAGGUAGGAGAUCGCCCCUUCUGCUGUCCGAUGCCGAACUGCCGUCGGCGCUUUGCCACGGAGAACGAGGUCACUAAGCACAUUGACAACCACAUGAACCCCAACACCACCAAGGUCCGUCGUCAACAGCAACAGCAACACCAGCAACAGCAGCAGCAACAGCAGCAACAGCAACAGCAGAACAACAACACCGUCGCCCAGGUGGCCUCGGUGGCCAAUCAUCUGAUGACCGACGCCAAGAGCCUGGCGGCCCAGCAGUUCCUCAACAACAACAACCCGACGACGGUGGACAACAAGGCCAACAUCCUCCCGGUGCGCAGUAUAGCAUCCAACGCGGCGGCCGCUGCCGUCGUCCAGCAGUCGGUGGUAAAGAACGAGCUCUACUUCCCGCAGUGCUACGGACCGCCGUUCCAGCAUCCCUUCCAGACGCAGCAGGCCCAGCAGCCUAGCGUGGCUCACGCCAACGGAGGUCCCACGCCGCCAGUGACCGUGACGGUGGCCAACUCGGUGUCCUCCGGCGUGGUGGUGCAGCAGAACGCUUCCGCCUCCGUGGUGGCCCAGUGACAUCCCACCACUGGAGCAACUGGGGCACAACAGCAGCAGCAGCCGUCAGCGGCGCAGCAGCAACACCACCAGCCGCCGCCACCGCCGCCCACGUCGUCCGCCCAUCACAUUGCAGCAGCGGCCGCCGCUGUCACCGCAGCGACGCCUUCAUCCGCCCACGCCUCACCAGUGGCGGGGCCACAGACUGUGACGCUGUCGAUCACGCUGCCGCCGCCGCCGGCCUCCCACACGGUCCACCCUGGUCAUCCCGGACAUCCGGGGCAUCCAGGUCAUCCGGGCGUGACCAACGGAGCUGCGCCUCCGCCUCCACCAACUCUGUCACACGCGAUUCCCAUUCAUCCACACAUACACUCGAUAUUCGGAUCUCUAUGAUGUCAUCAGUAGGAGAGACAGGAGUAGUAGGCAGGCAUUCAAAUUGAGGACAACACACUAUUCACCAUAUUUCAUAGGUUCGAUUAGUUCUUUAGUAUAAGAUGCAUACAAAUUCUCCUAGUUUUUAAAACUAAACUUGAAACCACAAAACACAGUUUUGGUAAUGGCAAAUGAACGAGGCGCUGAACAGAGGAGUCGCAAACACGCAAACAGGACGAUUACUAGUCUUUUUAAAAAAGGACUCUAAACUCCUUUGAUACAAACCAUAAACAUGAAAUGCAAAUGGUCAAUGUUUAAGAGAAGCAAAGAGCGGAAAGAGAGAGCCAAAACACAACGUUAUACGAUUCCUUUUUGAUAAUUUGUUUAAGCACCCCAAACACUUUAAAGACUACAAAUACAUCAAAUAUUUAUAUACACACAAACACACGGGCACUCAAGGAAAAGCUAAGUUCGUCAGUCUUGAUUUUUGAUACAAUCGACCGAAGAUAUACGAUUUAGGCCUAAAAUUAGGAUAGCUCAGAUAUAUUGAGGAUCAAUAUGUGACGUGAUAGAUAGGGCAGCUAGAAUCUGUUUUGAGCGAAGAAUAAAGGGGGCGAAGGGAAAAAGAAGGAAAGGAAAAUGAGGAGGAAACGCAGACGUUGGCGCUGAGCAAAUUGUUUUUUGAAGCAGCAUCUAAGCUUAAGUUUUGUUUUUCAGAUAGGUUGAAGUAUUGGAGUUUUUGUUUAAUGAAUACGGUUGAUUGGCUUAGCUGGGUGACUAGCUUGCCUAAGCCAACGGGACUAGCCGAGCCCACCAAACUCUUAUUAUAAAUUUAUUUUUUCAUUUCAAUUGAUAUGUGAUUUUUAAAGUGUAUAAAAUAAUACUGGAAUGCAAUUUAAAGAUACGAAAAAUCAACAAUAAGUUAUAAAACCAUAAGUACUUUAAACUAGAAUUCAUUUGUUGUCUUCCCCAACUAAUUAUGUGUAAUUUAUGUUGAGUUUUUAUUUAGUAAUUAGGCAUACGUUUAACCCAAAUAUGUCCACACAAUUGCACACCCACUAGGCAGACACAAGAACUGAGCAGGAACAUCAUGUUUAUAUAGCAGGCAAUUCAAAUGUGACUCUUAAGGUGCCAUACAAAUGAACAAUAGUCAAAAGGUAAUAGAUAAACCACCUAUCAAGCUUCCAACUUAUACCCAAUUUGAUCCACCAUAUAAAGACCCCCGAACCCCCACCAUCUACGUUCUUCCCCUGUCAACUGUGUGGAUAUAACCGACAAAUUUAGUUUCUUAUCAAAUUUUCCAAUGUACCGUCAAAGCAUUUAUGAUUGUUAUUAAUCUUUUAGCAUAUGUUUCCUACAUAUUUAUAUGUAAAAGUAUAUACAUUUUAUGUAUAUGUAAAGAAAAAUCGCGAAAGAGCAAAAUUAACUUUAGUUUAGUCGUUUCACUUUAUCAAGUAUCUACUCAUUAUUUAAUAAAUUUAGUAAUUAGUCAAUUAAGUUUCUAUUGGAAUCAAAGCAAGUGCUCCGAAUACGAUUUGUUUUCACUGUUUUAAACUUAAUGAUUAUCAAUUAUGUUUGGAUACAUUAUUUAAUUAUUUCAAUAAAACAAUUAUAUAUUUUAUCUGAUUUUAAGUUUGUAUUAUCAUUUUUUGAAAAUCUAUUACCUUGAUCCUUACCAAAGUCUGUUUCUUUUUAAUUCCCUUAUACACGAUUUAACCCAAUCAAUUUUGGAAUUAUACAAAUCAGCGACUAUUUCGGCUUGGGCAAGCGUCUGGUUUUUGUGAUACGAGUGUCGCUGGCAAAAGUUUCGGCAACAAUGGCUUAUUCAAAAUUGUACAUAGCACGUUUCGGCUUAAACUAAAUGUAAACCUACCAGCAAAAGUUUUAUAAAUAGUUUGAACAAAUUGUUUGACAUUGUAAAAUAUUUAAUAACACCUACGGUUACGGUUAAUUUAGUCAAAAUUUUAAAAUUACUUUUUAGGCACGUUAAAAUAUCACAUCUAAAUCAAUAUUGAUGGAGGAGAAAAAUGAUAAAUACGAAAAUAUUGCAAUGCUCUGGCACAAAGGCAACCAACAUCCAAAAAUUUUUAUGGUAACCAAUAUGGUGGCUUUUAUUGGAAUUAGACCAACGGGACUUGAUCGGAAUGAUCAGCAUGAUUUGCUAUAAAAACACAAAGCUUAACACUAAGCUGUAGCAAACCUUUAGGCCUUUUAGACAAAAUUUUAUUAAUCCUUUCGGCUUUAAAAAAUCGAAAAAAAUCGAUAUGAACAAACGACGAAAACACACGAACCUUUUGGCUUUAAAUCAAAAUUAUUUUUAGUUUUAGUUAAAAAACAAAUGAAAAAGUUUAUGAGAAUGAUUAUAUCAAAGUAAAUUAUGGCAAAUUAUGCUAUAAUUCCAAUAAAAGCAAAAUUUAGACUGAAUGUCACUGUGAUAAAUGCAAAUUAAAAACAAAACAACCUAAACGUAAAACUUUUGUACAUUUUAGGCAUUAAUACAAAAUUUAAAGCAUACACUUAAUCAAAAACAAAAACAUACAUUUAGGCGCAACAAAAUCUAGCAUAAAGACAGAAACUAAGAACAAAAUUUUCAAUCGCUCCAAAAUCAUUUUGCAGACCAAUCCAGGAGAUUUUAAAAUCUCCUACAAUGCUCUGUAAUUUGCAAUUAUUUCCCACUCAUUAUUAUUUAAUAUAAUUUAUGUUUGAUUCCUUCUUUCAGUUUCUUGAUGUAUUAUUUAAUUGAUUUCAUAGUUGCUAACAAAAUUUCAUAGCAAAAAUGAGUUUAAAGAAAGCUGCAAAAUGGGGUACACCAGCUGCUUCCGUGGAAUCUUGCCUUUGGAAUUCUUCCGAAGGGCAUCAAAAAGUGAAGACCAAUGACCACACCGGCCAAGACAAAUAUAGAAACAACGGUCACAUGUAUAUCGAGGAUCUAACAGUGAUCGUGAGGUAAUACUUGAUAUGGCAGUAAGCCUAGAUAGAUAAAGGGGCUACAACAUGACAAACCAAACAGACCAGACCGGGAAAAAACAUACCAUUGUAGAACCCUGACAAACAGUCGAUGGAGGUACAUAGUGCAGAGACAUAACGCAGAGAAGGAAAACUGCUGAGGAGAAAUAGGAAAACACAAACAAAGUUACAAGCAUACCUAACAAAAAACAAUAGCCCAAUUUAAAUAACCAAGAGUACAAAUACAAGUAAUUUUUAUAGCAGAAAUUUUAAUUGCAGUAUCAAAGAGCCAUAAUAAGUAAACAUAAGUAACAUGUAACCAUAAAGCAAAUCCAAGAAACACAAACACACAACGUAAACAGAGGCAUGGUAAUAUUUUAAACUUGGCACAUCAAAAUCGACAAAGAAAAACCAAACUGAGAAAAGUAAAUAAAUCUGGAAUCUGCGUUUCGAUUAAAAAUCGUGACACCCUGAAAAUCAAAAAAAAAAACAUAAGUAAACAGAUAAAGUAAAAUCCUUUCUUCUUAAAAAUUAAAAAUGAAAAAUUAUAAUACAACUAAUAAUAAAUAGAAUAUAAUAUAAAAAGAUAUCAGAAUAAUAUUUGAGAACAAUUAAAAAAUUAUCACCUUUCCGGCUUACAUUUCAGACUCAGAUAUAGUUCAAUCCCAGAGAUAAAGCAAAAUUCAUAGAAAAUGCCUACAACAAACAUACAAACUACAAUGAAGCAAAAUCGAAAAAGAAAGGGUUGGGGAUGGUGGCAGUGUAAUCUGUGAGUAACCUUCCAUCCCACAAUUUUCAGAAGCGAAUGCAUUAUAAUUGAGUACAGCCGCUUUCUGCAAUAGUGAUAAUAGUUUUUAAGUCAACCACCAAGCAUCAAAGCAACCAACAAAGAAAAAUAACUCAAGAGAAUCAACAAAGAAAAUGAGAAUAUUAAAAAAUAGAUAAAUACACAUUGAAAUAGCAACGGUAAGCACUAAUUUAAAGAAAUGAGGAAUAACAAUGACACUGAUAAUUCUGAAAUAAAAUGAGAUAUAAUAAUAUUUAUAACAAUAUAAAAGCCCAUUGAACAACAGCUGUUUGAUUUAAUAAAAAAAAUUGUCAGUAACACGCAGUUAACGGAUUUAAUUCGAUUUCCAAUGAGAUUUUUAGUUAAAUUACCAAAUAUCCGAAAGGAAGGCGAUAACCAAAGAAUGAAAUGGAUUACUGACACUCAAAAUACUUAAUAAAAUAAAACCGAUUCAAAAGUAAACGAAUUGCAAAAGCAAAGAAAAAUAGCGUAUAGCAUAUGGAAAACCCUAAGCUCUUAUAUUAUAUGUAUGGUGUAUUAUAUUUUUUAACCUAUUUAAGGCGUACUCUCUAUAUAUACGAUAUAUCUACUUAUAUUUGACGUAACCUUAAAAAGUUUGUGACAGCAGCUAGCUGCGUAAAUAGGUGGAAUACAGACUUUUAAUUAUAUUGAAGCCAGAUUGCUAAAAUGAACCAUAACCUGUUUUAAGUUUAAAAGAAUACAAAAUGAAUAAUGAAUUGAAGAAAUCCAAACAACAAUAGCCUCGUUAGUUGUUAAUUAAGCUUAAAUGGCGAUAUUGAUAUAAACUCUAAACUCAAAUUAUUGCAAAAAGGUGGACAAAUAAGGGAUUAGAUACUGUCCUGGGUCCGUUACGUCUCCGUGUCUUCGUUUUGGCAGAAAGGCCAUAAACGGUAACCUCUAAGUUUUUGCAAAAUUAUUAAUUCUUGUUAUGUUGAACAAUAUAUGAAAAGCUACCCAGAGUGAUGGAAUCAAUAAAAUGGUGUUGAAUUAUUCAACAUCAAAUGGAAAUGGAUUUUAGUGUUAGAUUUCAGUUCAUUGCGGAUCACCGCCGAAAUCACGAAUUAAAAAUGAGCAAAGUCAUUAUUUCUUUAGACAUUAUUAUUAUUUCUUUUAACAAGUUUAAUUUCGGUCCGAGGGCCUAGGAUCACUCUAUUCCCUUGUGGAGGUUUACUUUUUGCAAUAGACACCAUGUGCCCAUAGAACAAGUAAUUUAUUACAGACAGAAAUCAAAUGAUUUAUUUAUAUUAUAUACGAAUUGUUGUUUUUGCAACAGGAACAAAUCACAAACCAAAUGAAAUAGUACCGAAAAUAUUUUACAGAAUUUUUACAAGUAACCGACUAACAAGAAAUAAAUACAGCUCUCAAAUAGAAAUAAAAUGUCCGAAUGUCAGUAAAAAUAGCAGCAGAUCUAAAAUAAAUCAAUCAGACAGCUUACAACUGAGAAAAACAGCAAAAAAAUAGUAAAAGUCGACGAGGUUCGACGAAAACGCCGAAAAAAACAAACUAAAACGGAGAACAUAUAGUUACAUUUAAUUAACAGACAUAAAAUUAUAUUCCAUUAAGUGUUAAGUAAAGUAUGCAAAUGACAAGAAAUUAUUUUAAAACCUGCGCUUGCCAAUGAGUUAGACACUCAAAGGAAGAAAUCGUCAGAUACGACGAUUUACGAUAAGUUCAAUUACCCGAAGGAUCAGACUACAUCAGAUUAGAGAACGAACCGAACACAAUUUGUUAUGUUAACAUUCCUUUGAUACAUACUUUUGUAAUUAUUAUAAACAAUUGACAGGGACUACCAUUUAAUAACUACCAUAGAAAUAAUAACUGAGCAGAGUCAAUAGAAUCAAAUUUUAUUUAUGCAGAUAUCAGCGUCGGCUCCGGCAGUGAGCACUUAUUAUUAAUUGUAACUCAACUCUAACUGUACAUAAGCAAUCACAAACUGCAACUGCAAAUGCAAUAGUACCAACGUAAGUAAAUCAAUUAUUUCACUAAUUUGGCUAACGAAUAGCUAAUGCACCAAGAAAAAGGAGAGCAGAGAUCAACAGAUGAGAAAAAUUGUUCAAGCGGGAUGGAUAAGUAAAAGGUACGAGUGAGUUUCAAGAAUUUCGCUAUGAGUUAAUCAGCUGAACGCAACAUAUCCAUGUAGAAAUAUGACCACUGCUACUAUGGCCGAAUACGUUUUGUGACAUACCCAGUAAUAACUUUAAUUUGUUUUUAUCAGAAAGUGAGAAUUUAAUUGAAGAUUAACCGGUUUUUGGUUUGUAGAGCAGACGUUUUAAUCAAAACCAUCAAUCCAAAUCAAAACCAAAAUAGAAUCAAACAAAGCAAUAGUGAUACAAUACUGCCAGGAUCAGGACACGUACCUGCCCUGGGCCAGCCAAUAGCCAAUAGCCUGAUACAAGUAAAUAACAAUAAACCGAACAAAUCUUUUAAUUUACAACAUAUACAACAAAUGCAACGGAUACCGCAGCAGCAGCAACCAUAGUACAA
Messenger RNA from Drosophila rhopaloa, 10219 nucleotides. RefSeq names its product zinc finger protein 768 (gene jim). Lineage: Eukaryota; Metazoa; Arthropoda; Insecta; Diptera; Drosophilidae. The record is from RefSeq and is a predicted model, not a curated record. Gene Ontology annotation, biological process: regulation of transcription by RNA polymerase II. Gene Ontology annotation, cellular component: PcG protein complex; transcription regulator complex. The transcript is spliced from 6 exons. Gene Ontology annotation, molecular function: RNA polymerase II cis-regulatory region sequence-specific DNA binding; DNA-binding transcription factor activity, RNA polymerase II-specific. Bases 1150 to 3630 code for a protein of 826 amino acids.